AUGACUACAUCCGCUCUAUCCUCACGGUGGAGUUCCCUCCCUUUUACUUCUCCACCCCUUUUAUCUCGACCCAGCACUCCAAAGGAAGAGGACCAGCCAAGGUAUUAUCAGCUGAUUGAGAAAGCUAUAGAACCCAACAUGAUCAGUCCGGUGGAGACAGAGACAGUCCAGGGAAUCUUUGAACUGGUUCCUAAAACCCUCCGACAAGCGGUGCCAAGUGCCAAACGCAGGUUUCUCAGGGAAAUGGAGGAGGAUAGAAGAUUAGCCCUGAAAAAAGCCAUACUUGACUACAUCUUACAGGACUCAGCAGAACAAGACAGACUCGGGGUCCCCAUACCUGUCAAGCCCUCUAACUCGGCAGGCAGACACCAGUACCCCUGGCAUGAGAUGGUCAACAGAACCCGAGAUUUUAUGAAGAGCGACCUGUUUAUUACCCACCCAGUCAUGAACACCAUUCUGUAUCACUUCCAAACAAAAUAUGGAGAUUUCAGGCUUAUUGAUAUUCCUCAUCUGAGAGAGGUAAUGCCACUAACCAUGGUAAACUUCUACAAAAAUGUCAAACAGUCCAGCUUGGCUGCCGCGGAGAGGCUGCGGUACGAGUGGCUGCCGGAGGUGUGUGAGAUCGUGGAUAGUCACCGCGACACAGUGGAGGACUGGAUGCCACAGGAUUCAGGCCUGAGGAUGAAAAAGAUGGAUAGGUUCUUCAACAGUAUUGCGUCUUUGAUGUCCAACUUACUGCGGAGCUGCGUGAUUAACUCUAUAUAUGACCUUGUGGACUUGAUAGAGUAAUACUCUGAGGGAUGUCAGUACGAUGGAGAAUACACGCUGUUCAGUGGGUUAGCCCUGCCCACUAAAAUCCACAUAGUUCACUUCUUCAUGCAAGAGAAUAUAGAGAAAGUAGACAUUGAUUUCAAGCCAAACUUCUCUGAUGUCUGUGAUUUCUUCUGCCUGAUCAUCGAUCACAUGAUCGUCUGCGUCAGAGAGCUGCCGCGGGUUGAACAUCUCCUGUUCCAGUCAUAGGAGGAUCUUCAAAUUUCCACCAUCAGGAGCGUGAUCAUUG
This is a messenger RNA of Saccostrea cuccullata (small rock oyster), 1060 nucleotides long. RefSeq names its product dynein axonemal heavy chain 3-like. The coding region runs from base 1 to 789 and encodes 262 amino acids. The record is from RefSeq and is a predicted model, not a curated record. The transcript is spliced from 7 exons. Lineage: Eukaryota; Metazoa; Mollusca; Bivalvia; Ostreida; Ostreidae.